Messenger RNA from Aspergillus wentii DTO 134E9, 3453 nucleotides. RefSeq names its product putative NF-X1 finger transcription factor. Gene Ontology annotation, molecular function: zinc ion binding; DNA-binding transcription factor activity, RNA polymerase II-specific; RNA polymerase II transcription regulatory region sequence-specific DNA binding. Bases 1 to 3453 code for a protein of 1150 amino acids. Gene Ontology annotation, biological process: negative regulation of transcription by RNA polymerase II. Lineage: Eukaryota; Fungi; Ascomycota; Eurotiomycetes; Eurotiales; Aspergillaceae. The record is from RefSeq and is a predicted model, not a curated record. The transcript has a single exon. Gene Ontology annotation, cellular component: nucleus.
AUGUCAGGACCUCCUGCGGCCGCCACAGCUGACAACAGCACCAACACCCCGCGCCCCAAACCAUCCCGCCGCGGAGGCAGGGGACGUGGCAAUCGUGGCUCCCAUCGCCAGACCCAGGCACAGUCGUCUUCAGAUGCACAACCACAGACACAACAAAUUCCAUCCGCACAGCCUACCGAUGCCCCGACUUCUAAUACACCUAGUGACGCCUCGCGAUCGCGAAGAGGGCCGAGAAGAGGGAGAGGUGGGGGAGGUGGCCAGGAUAGCGGUCGACGGGGAGGACGUGGAGGAAAUGCACGAGGUGGCGACCGGGGGCCCCGACAUGCUGGUGGACGCGCAUUCCAGGGACAAUUGACGCGGACGGAUCAGGGUUCAGAGGAUAGUGUCCAAGAUAAUGCGGGGGAUGCGAAUGACCCGGGAUUGAGGGCUGAUGCGCCUGUGUUUGUGCCGGGUACUCAGCCGAAUGGGGCACCUCCGAGUGAAGCAUCCAAGGCCACGCCACCUACGAAUCUUAAAGGGAAGUCCAAGGCGAAAAAUACUCAGCCUCGACCUCCGAAAGUCACCACGAAAUCGGUAGCACCGGACAUCGCCACCCGUAUACACGAAGACAUCGGCCACAAUCUCUACGAGUGCCCUAUUUGCACGAGCGAGCUUGGUCGCAGAUCGCGCGUUUGGAAUUGCAGUCUCUGCUGGACGGUAUUUCACCUGAGCUGUGUUAAGAAGUGGUCGAAAAACGAAGGAGCAGCUGCUCAGGAUCCUGCCCGCCGGCAACAGGAGAGUGGAGAAUCCAGCGCUCCCCGCGCCUGGCGCUGUCCAGGCUGCAAUCUUCCUCAGGAAGUCUUUCCUUCAAGCUAUUCUUGUUGGUGCGAAAAGGAGGUCGAUCCACGUCCGCUGCCUGGUCUCCCUCCCCAUUCCUGUGGUCAAACUUGUUCGCGACCUCGCAAGGGCUGCCCCCACCCAUGCGAUUCGACCUGUCACGCCGGUCCCUGUGCUCCUUGCACAGCUAUGGGGCCGACACAGGACUGCUUCUGCGGAAGUAAUUCAUCCACCAAGCGAUGUCAAGACACUGACUACGAGAAAGGAUGGAGUUGCGGUCAGACUUGUGGUGAUCUUCUGCCUUGCGGCGAGCACACUUGUUCUAGGCCGUGCCACGAGGGCCUUUGCGGCGCUUGCGAGGAAAAAAUAGAAGCACGCUGCUACUGUGGAAAGGUUGAAACGCAGAUGCUGUGCAGCUCAAAGGACGAGGAGCUGGAGAGUGAGUUGUUGCACGGUGCACAGUCGGAUCAAGAUAGUACGAUUGAGAAAUGGACUGGUUGUUUCAACUGCGGGGAUCAGUGCAAUCGCCCUUUCGACUGCGGAGUGCACUUCUGCCAGAAAAGCUGCCAUCCUCAAGAUGCCAGCCCUGCCCAUUGCCCUAGAUCACCCGAUGUAGUGCUUCACUGCCCUUGCGGAAAGACGCCAUUGACGAAAAUCUCGGAAUCUCCCCGCACCUCCUGCGAGGACUCUAUUCCCAACUGCUCGGAACCAUGUGGUAAGAUUCUGCCAUGUGGACAUCCGUGUGAAAAGAUUUGCCACGUCGGUUCAUGUGGGCCUUGUCGGCAGAAGGUUCUAAUUAACUGUCGUUGUGGCCGCACCACUUCCACGAGUCUGUGUCAUCAAGGUAAUAUCGAGCCUCCUCAGUGUUUCCGUGUGUGCAAGGCAGGCUUGCAUUGUGGCCGCCAUGCAUGCGCUGAACGAUGCUGCCCAGGGGAACAAAAAGCGGUUGAGCGUCAGGCUAUGCGGCGGAAACUCAAAGCUCACCUCCGUCCAAGUGAUGAGGACGUGGAGGCUGAACAUAUUUGCACCCGGGUCUGUGGCCGGACGCUGAAAUGCGGAAGGCAUACAUGCCCAGAGAUUUGCCACAAGGGACCCUGCAACACUUGCAGGGAGGCGGUUUUCGAGGAGAUCUCGUGUAACUGCGGUCGAUCUAUCUUACACCCGCCUUUGCCCUGUGGGACGCAACCACCGCCGUGCUCGCAACCGUGCGAACGCCCCAAAGAUUGUGGACAUCCGCAAACCUCCCACAACUGUCACACUGACGAGGAGAGAUGUCCCAAAUGUCCAUUUUUAACACAGAAGGCUUGCCUGUGCGGGAAGCAGGUACUGAAGAAUCAGCCUUGCUGGCUAGCCGAUGCACGAUGUGGUAAGAUUUGCGGCGCACUGCUCAAGUGCGGUUCCCACACGUGUCAGAAGAAUUGCCAUCGCCCAGGAGAUUGCGAGGAUGCAUCAAAGCCUUGUCAGCAAGCGUGUAGGAAGAGCAAGUCCUUGUGCGGACAUCCUUGUACCGAUCCUUGUCAUGCUCCCUACCCAUGCCCCGAGAAGACGCCGUGCUCGUCCAUGAUCGCUGUAACAUGUGGUUGUGGACGACUCCGUCAGGAGCGACGCUGCAAUGCAGCCAAGGCCGUGACAUCCAAGGGACAAGUGCAGCAGCCGCAAAGGUUGCCCGUCUUGACCCCGCUGACCUGUGAUGAUGAAUGUGGUCGCUUGGAGCGAAAUCGCUCUCUGGCGUCGGCUCUGGGUGUUGAUAUCAACCAGUCGACCACAGUCGCCCAGAACCUAACAUCUACAAACCUUCCGUACUCCUCGGAGACUCUGGACAUGUACGUUAGGCUCUCCUCUUCAUCUCCUUUGUCCACCCUUCAGACCUACGAAGCCACCCUACAGUCUCUUGCAACAAGUACGACCCAGCGAUCAAUUCGGUUCCAGCCCGCCAAAACCCCUUUGCGAGCCUUUUCCCAUUCUCUUGCAGCAGACUGGGGCUUCGCCACUGAGAGCUUCGACCCCGAACCUCACCGUCACGUGUUUGUUCUCAAGCCCACAUCGUGGACCCCACCGCUAUUUGGUUUGGGCAGCGGAACAGCCAUGGGAAUUGGCGGCAUGAGCGUUGGAGAAUGUGUCAAGCUUCGCGAGCGAUAUAGAACAAAGGAGCGUGAGGCCCAGCGAGUCGCCGCCAUCGAGGCCAAAGCAUCGAGAGACGCCAGCAAAGCUGAGAUAAUUGGUGGCGAAGGUGGCUGGGCCCAAGUUGCCGCCUCUCGACGGGCUAACAAUUCGAGAAGCGCGACUCCCGCGCAAAGCCAGAGUCCUUUAUCUGGAUCGAUGUAUGCUGCUCUUUCUGGCGAUGAAGGAAGCUGGGGAGCUAAGAAGGAACGUCUUGUUCUUCGGUCUGGUGUAGGUGUCGGUAAACAGUUGCGGAGCCAACCUCCCCCGACUGAAGUUGCCGAUAGCUGGGAAGAGGAAGAAGAGAAAGAAGAACAACAAGAGGAACUAGAGAAGGAAGCUGUUGUUGAUAAUAAAGAAGCUGUUCAAGACGACGAGAAAAAAGAAGAACAGAAGGAGGACAUCAUACCCGACCAUAAUGAGGCAGCCCCUCAGAUCGAAACAAACGCAGAGCCGACUGCCACAGCGACCGAGUAA